Molecule: messenger RNA, 1479 nt
Organism: Dovyalis caffra
Lineage: Eukaryota; Viridiplantae; Streptophyta; Magnoliopsida; Malpighiales; Salicaceae
Source: the annotation of a GenBank genome assembly
AUGGACACUAAACUCGCCGCCGCGCCUGAUAAGAAUGUGAGACAGGUGCUUGCUGAAGUGGUGAGGUUAGCUCAAAAGCAAGGAAGGAAAGGUAGUCAAGGAGACUGGAAGCAGUUUUUAAAUGUUUAUGAUAGGAAGUUUGGGUCUGGCUUUAGUGAUCCGGCGAGAAGGUCGCGCGAUUCACUCGUUGCGUUUCUUCAAACUUUUAACGAUGAGGAUGGAUUGAAGUUUGUUGAUAAUGUUCUUCGGUCGCAUUCGAAUUGUGAGAUGUUGAAAGAAAUUAUAAAAGAAUCUCCGGAUAAUGAAUCACCUGAACAGAGGCUGGUUCGUUCAACUCUUGAACAUCCACUUUACCUGUCGAAGUAUGCAUUUCCAUCGUACGAGAAGGGAUGGGUAGCAACGAAGGUCCGAAAAAAGUCCAAGCUGCUAAGAUGUAAUGAAAUGCUUGCUGUUGAUUGCGAGAUGGUUCUCUGUAAAGAUGGCACUGAUGCUUUAGUGAGGGUGUGCGUUGUGGAUUGCAAUUUAAAGGUAAAACUUGAUGAAUUAGUGAAUCCUUGCAAACCAGUUGAAGACUAUCGAACUGAGAUUACUGGAGUUACUGCUGAUGUUUUGGAUGGAGCUUCUUGUUCACUGGCCGAUGUACAGUCUGUGCUUGGCUAUGAACUUCGCAAAGAAGGUGAUCCACACAACUGCUUGGAUGAUGCAUGUGCUGCAAUGAAACUUGUGCUUGCUAAGAUCGAGCGUGGAGUUGAUAAUUACAUUCCAUUGAUUGAACCAGAUGUGAAAAAUGUGCCAGAAACUGAAAUGGCAAAGCUACUUCUCCACAGAAUACCAGUUACCGUCCCCAGAGAAAAAUUACGCAUACUAUUCCCUGCAAACUAUGCAAUUGAAAUCAAGAGAACAUUAGGGCUUAUAAUGGCUUCUGAUGAGGUUAUUCUUCAUGUGAACGACCUCAGGAAUAGUUAUAUGAUAUUGAUAACAUCAGUGGCUGUUGAUGCUGUCACUGCUUCUCAGUAUGAUAGCAACUGCAUUAUGUUCGUGGAUUUGCCUCUUACAAUAUCUUGUCUGACACAUAAGGUAGUUCAAGGAGUGGGAUAUUCUGUGCUUGCCAUCUUUAAGAAUCCAGAAGAGGCAUCCCGAGCAUUUGAAAAUUUGAAUGGCAGCCUAGAAAAGGAUAGGUCUGGACGGCCACAGAAGCAAAUAGCAAUUCAACUUGACACAGGAGUAUCUGUUAGCAUACGGGUUCGUAAAAUGGCACAUGAUAAUUUUAUUUGCCAAGUUUCACAGCAAAAGAGACCUUUUGAGGGUGAGGAUUCAGGUGAUCCCAAGAAACUGAAGAUUGAUCGAUGUGAGGAUCAAGUGAAAGAGAUUGAAAGAUUGAAGCAAGAAGUGAGGGAGAAGGAUUUAAAUAGGUGUGAUGAUCACUUAAAAGAGAUUGAAAGACUGAAGCAAGAACUGAAGGAACAUGAGUUCAAUUAG